CUCUCGAUUUUCUCUCUCUAGGUUUGAAUAUAAAUCUCCCUUUGAUUGUGCGUAUGUGUAGGAUGUUUCUGGGUGGCUUUAAUCUUUGAAUUAGCAGUCAAUUUUUCUGUUUCUGUUUAAUUUUUUGUGGAAAAUUUUUCCCAAUGGAAUGCCACCCUUUGGUCGAUUUUUGAGAUAAAUGGGUAAUUGGUGUUUCGAGCUGUUUGUUGUUGUAGUUCACAGUGAGAAUGAAUCUUGUUUCUUUUUGUUUUGAUUUUUUCAAUGUUGUUUUGUUCAGGAAUGAAGCAGAUCGACCAUGGGGAAUCGUCUGUAGUUAGUGGUUUUUUCUAAUUUUUCAUAUGUAAAAUCGGGUGUUUAGCUAUUUUAUGAGGGAAACAUCAGGGAAUUUCUCAAUUUUGGUUUCUAUGUUCGAUUCGAUUAGAUUUUGUGAUGAGGGGUUGGUUUGGUUGAGGAAUUCUGAUUGUGAUUGUGUUUUGUGUGGACUGAAAUUCGAAUAAUUCUGGUUUUUUUUUUGUUGGCAAAUUUUGUUUUUAUGUGCGAGGAACAGAUGGUAAGGGGAGGGAAGGUUGGUAGUAAGAAAAAUUUCAAGAAAAAAUUUCGACCUAAAGAUAAAGGUUCUGAUGAUUCUGAUGAGGAUUAUGUUGUUUCCAAUGAUGAAAAUGGGGUUUCUGAGUGUUCCGAUGAGGAUUAUUGCUCCUAUUUAGAUGAAAAUGCAUCUGGAGAGGAUAAUUUUGCUGUGGAGGAGCAGCAGCCUGGAAAGGUCAGGAAAAAGGACGGAUCGAAAGCUAGGAAUGCUUUCGGUUCCCAUAAAGCAAGGAAGAAAAAUGGACGAAAGAGGCAACGAUUUAGUUACAAAGAAGAAGAUGACGGGGAUGGGGACGAGGAUGAUGAGGACUAUAGUGUAGAUGAUGAUAAUGAUUAUGAGGAGGAAGAGGAAGAGGAAGAAGAGGAAGAGGAAGAAGAAGAAGAGGAAUAUGUCGAUGUCGAUGUUGAUGAGGAGGUUGAGGAUGAGGACUUUAUGGUGGAAGAAGAGGAUUUUUCGGAUGAGGAAGAACCACUUGUUAGGAAGAGAGUAACCAAUAUGAAACGGGGUCGAAAUGGGGUGCGGAAAAAUACCAUUGGCAAAGUUGGCAAAAAGAGGAAACCGAAGGCUGCAAAGAAGCCUUCGAGGAAUAAACGGAGAAGGAAGAGUGGCCCACGAACCAUACGGAACUCAGAUGAUGGUGAUUUUUCGGACAAUUACUGUACUACAGUGAAGAAUACGAGAAGGAAGAAGCCAGUUUCGAAGCGGAAAAGGAAUGUUGUACAAACAGAUUUAGAUACCUUCCUUUCUGGUUCAUCAGACUAUGAAUAUACCAUCUCUGAAGAAGAGAGAGAGCAGGUGAGGGAAGCCGAGAGGUUGUGUGGUCAUUUGAGAAACAGAGCAAGGAGUAUACCUUCGCCCCCGAAGAUUGAGGACUCCGAUCCACGCCAACAUCGAAAACCUCCUGUUAGGAAGGGCAAAGAGAAAUUGGAGGAAGUCAAGGCUGAGGUGAUAAAGCAAGUUUGCGGUAUAUGCCUAUCGGAAGAAGAUAAGAGGAGAGUCCGGGGAACGCUUAAUUGUUGUUCUCACUUCUUUUGUUUCUCUUGUAUUAUGGAGUGGGCAAAGGUGGAAUCGCGUUGCCCUUUGUGCAAGCAGAGGUUUCAGUCAAUUAGUAAGCCUGCAAGAUCUACUGCUGGAAUCGACUUAAGAGAAGUUGUCAUACAGGUUCCUGAGCGCGAUCAGGUCUAUCAGCCAUCUGAGGAAGAAUUGAGAAGUUAUCUCGAUCCCUAUGAGAACGUGAUCUGUAUCGAGUGCCAUGAAGGUGGGGACGAUAAUCUAAUGUUACUCUGUGAUCUAUGCGACUCACCGGCGCACACCUAUUGCGUCGGUCUUGGCAGAGAAGUACCAGAAGGGAAUUGGUACUGUGAUGAUUGUAGAACCAUUGCUCUUGGAUCAUCGAGUCCACAGCCCCCAAGUCGACUGUCGGAUCGAAGAACAACCAACAAUUUGUUUAACAGAUCAUUUCCUGUUGCUCACCGGGAUGGUUUAGACUUGAAUUUUCUAUCUUCGCCUCGUACUCCAUAUAUUCAAGGAUUUGGAAACGCCAUGUCUCCUCGAUUACCUGCAGAAGUCCAAUCAACUUCUCCCAUGUCUCAAGCCGUUGCGCCAACUCUUUUAGGGAGACGUUUUAUUCGGCUGCGCAUCAAUCACAUGCGCUCUUCAAAUCAAAUGGGUUUAGUUAACGAUAGAACUGAUGGUGUUUCUGCUGCUAGUCCUUGUGGUGGAGGUACUGUAAAUUCACAGACAGAUCAGGGUAGGGAAGUAACAGCAGAACAUACACGAGCUCAGGAAACGACAAUACCAAGCCAAACUUUGUUCGGGGAGAGCUUACAUGCCAAUCCCUCCCCAUUAAUGCAACAUGGAGAUUUCCUCGACUCCGAAACGAGUCAUUUGCCUGGUCAAGCAAUUGAAGAUCCUCAUCUUAGCAUACCAACAGAGAGAGUCGACAAUGGUGGAACAACUUUGAACCCAUUGACAAGGCUUGCAGUUGAAAAUACGACCACAACUGACGAUCAAUAUAUGAAUGGAGCAUGGUGGCCUGUGCUCACAGGGGUGAAUUUGUUAUCGAACUGUGAGCAGAUCCAUAAUUUUAGCAGUGUAUUAAACACAAGUUCUGAUAACGGUUCGCUCCCUCCUUUGCUCCGAGAUGAGAAAGAUUAUAGUGCAGCAAGAGAGCAAUUACAACCAAUUAUCCAAAGCCAUUUGAAGGAUUUAUCCAGAGAUGUUGAUCUAGGUCAAAGUACAGCAGCCGAUAUUGCCAUGAAAGCUUCCAACACAAUUUUAGCUGCAUGCGGAUUUGAACACUUGAUAAACGAAGCUUAUAGAGCAUCACCACCGUCCCAAUGUUCCCACAUCGAAUUGUCAAUGGGAGAAGGGCAUAGAAGCCUGAUUAGAGGCCUUUGCUCAGCUUGUUUUGACUCGUAUGUUCGGGACAUAGUGAAGAAGAUUACCGACGACAUGUCGCUGCCAUCGUGGUUGAGUCUCACUCUAUAGGAGGGAUUGUUUGCAAAAAUCAGGCGCCUGCUUUUUGCAUCCCUUUAGUUCAGGGGCCAAAAUUGUUGUUAACUUGUCCAUAGAAUUGAU
Momordica charantia (bitter melon) is the source of this 3166-nucleotide messenger RNA. NCBI's taxonomy places the organism in Eukaryota, Viridiplantae, Streptophyta, Magnoliopsida, Cucurbitales, Cucurbitaceae. The record is from RefSeq and is a predicted model, not a curated record.